AUGACAAUCCUAACAGCCGUUCUCGUGUUGGCAAUCAUCACCACAAUCUACAUCAAUCCAAGCUUCACUCAGACAACCUCAGAUCACUUCGGGAAAGCGAUCCCAGGCAGUGGCGCUUCAUUUGCGCAGGAAGAGCUAGAUUACGAGAAAGGUGUCGCGAAACCAGUGCCCUACACCAUUGAUUAUGACCUCCACGAGAUCAAAAUUGGCAAUGUCUCCGACACACACUACUUGGUCAAGAGCAUAUCCGGCGAGGAUGGCAAAUACGUCACCUUGGACUUUCUGGGUCACACGGGGUUGAACCCAAGCAUCAUACCACACCCGUACAUCAAGAAUCACUUCAUGAUGGUGGCGCAGCGGGAUAAAGAUGAGAGGACAUUUUCGCCGUUUUUUGCUGAGAUGUGGUGCGAGGCGAUCUGGAAUGGGAAGACGCUGCGGUGCAACGAGUCCACGAGUAUCCUCCCGGUGACAUUCUCGACAAGCAACAACUGCGAUGGCAAGAAAGAUGGCAUGCUGGCGAUGCUCAACAUGAACAUUGGUCCGCAUGAUGCUCGCGUGUUCAUGGGCCCAAAGAGCUCUCCCUACAUCAUGUACGGAAGCCAAUCUGACCACGACGAUAUGUGCUUCGGCCAAUGGCUGCAAGAUUUACGCCUCCUUGUGGAAUGGGGUCCAUUCAUUGACAAGUCGAUUCCUUUCGCACAUGCCGUCUCCAUCCGACGCCCACCACCCCAUCGUCCAGUGGAGAAGAACUACUUCAUCUUCUGGGGCCCUGAUGAUGAAAUGUAUGCGCACUAUGACCUUGAGCCACGCCGUUCAUUCAGCAAAAUUGACGUCGCCGGCCAACACUCUGGAAACCUGGCGCGCAAGGCCGCUGCGACAGACGAUCCUUGUUGGGAGCGUUUCGUGAAAGAGACCGCGUUCUCCAACGGUACCCACCAAGCAACCAAUUCCCUGUCCGUCACCAUGUGCAAUCGUGCGGAUCCCGCAUGCAAGCCUACGGCCGCGAACACGAAAAUCUUCACGAUUUUCCAGAAGAAAUUGAGCUAUGCGGGCCAUGCUUACUACCUGCCCUAUGUCAUGAUCUUUGACAGCACGCCACCCUUCGCCAUCCGCAGCCUCUCGGCCAAGCCGUUCUGGAUCCACGGACAACGUGCUGGCGGAGAGCCAAUGAAGCCCGAGGAAAUGAGGACUGUGCACGGCAUGAUCGACUACGCUGCGUAUCAGCAUGAGAUGCUCUACAUCACGAGUAUCAACUGGAAAGUCCAAGAACUCGACUAUCAUGGAUACAUGGACGACGUGCUAUGGCUCGCCUUUGGCCGCGAGGAUACAUGGAUGGCUGCCAUCGACGUCACACCUGAAAUGCUCUUCGGAGACAUGGAAGAGAUGAUCCACUGCCAAGCCGAAUAG
Dissoconium aciculare CBS 342.82 is the source of this 1407-nucleotide messenger RNA. RefSeq lists its product as uncharacterized. Bases 1 to 1407 code for a protein of 468 amino acids. Lineage: Eukaryota; Fungi; Ascomycota; Dothideomycetes; Mycosphaerellales; Dissoconiaceae. The record is from RefSeq and is a predicted model, not a curated record. The transcript has a single exon.